GAAAAUGGGUAAAGUCAAGACGAUGAAAAAACCAAAGAAAAGUUCUGACAAUAUUGAUCGACUGAAAACGAGCAGCAAUAUGAGGGACAAAAGCACGAUAAGCAGACUCAAUAUGUACCGAGGUGGAAGAGCUAAGAGAGAUAAAACUGGAAAAAUUGUUAAAGCAGCAAUUUUUCAACAGCGUGUGGCUCCUGGAACGCAAUCGAGAGUUGCUCCUGACAGAAGAUGGUUCAAUAAUACUAGAGUAAUAGGUCAGAAUGCACUUCAAGAUUUUCAGACCAAGUUGGAGACAGUGACUAAAGAUCCUUACCAGGUCAUUCUUAAUCCUUCCAAGUUACCUAUAACUCUGUUGAAUGAAAGAGGAAAAUUUAACCGAAUGCACAUCUUAGAAACACAAAGCUACGAAUACACGUUCGGGAAGAAAGCGCAGAGAAAACAGGCUAAUGUGACUGCGACGUCUCUUGAAGAAUAUGCAAGUAAAUGCGAAAGUAAAUCAGGCGAGUACAAAAUUGACGGAGAUCGUGAUGUCGUGAGAGAAGAUGACGGUGUUCGCGAUGAGGCCAGACACUGGUCCUUUGGAGCCGGUUCUUCGAAGCGAAUCUGGAACGAAUUGUAUAAAGUGAUUGACUCUUCUGAUAUAUUACUGUAUGUCCUAGACGCUAGAAAUCCAAUGGGAACAAGAAGUCCAGUGGUUGAGAAUUACUUGAAGAAAGAAAAACGACACAAACACCUGGUUUUUAUCGUCAACAAAGUUGAUUUAGUGCCGACAUGGGUAACAAAAGCAUGGGUUGCUUUAUUUUCUCGUGAGUACCCCACAAUGGCAAUGCAUUCGAACAUGAAAAAUCCUUUCGGCAAAGGAGCGUUAAUUCAACUUCUCAGACAGUUCUCAGUACUGCACAAGGAUUUGAAACAAAUUUCAGUUGGAAUCAUUGGAUAUCCAAACGUCGGCAAAAGUUCUGUAAUCAACACUCUGAGGAAGAAAAAAGUUUGCAAAGUGGCUCCAAUUGCCGGAGAAACUAAAGUGUGGCAGUAUAUAACCUUGAUGAAAAGGAUUUAUUUGAUUGAUUGUCCCGGAGUUGUAUACAACAGUCAAGAGUCAGACACAGAGCUGCUUCUGAAAGGAGCUGUACGAGUCGAAAAUGUGCCACAACCAGAGCAACACAUUGACCAAGUUCUACAAUGUGUGAAUAAGUACGCACUUUCGAAAAUAUAUGAUAUUGGUGACUGGACUGAUGCAAAUGAUUUUUUGGAACGGUUAGCCUACAGGACCGGAAAAUUGUUUAAAAAAGCUGAACCAGACAUAACAUGUGUGGCAAAAAUGGUCAUCAAUGAUUUUCAAAGGGGCAGGUUGCCUUAUUUCGUAAACCCAAAGCCUUAUUUUCCAGAGGAAGAGCAAAAAUUAUUUGACGAGAAACGUGCAGCCGAAAAUGCAGAAAGUAAGAAUGUCGAUUUAGUUGAUCAAAACCUUGAUGAAAUCUCUUGUGUUCAUAAUUACGAUGAAAAAGAUGAAAACGAAACUGCUUCUGAAAGCCAAAAGAAAAUCGAAGAUGUCAAUAAAAACAAAGAUGCAGAAGCGGAUAAGCCAAACACAGAUGACGCUGAAACAAUUUUGGAUUCUGAAAAGAAUUUGGACGUAGCACCUGAACCUAACGAAGAUUUAAGUGCGGUUAUUGCUGAAGAGGUUGAAUUUACAGAAGAGUAUAUAGCUAACUUGCCCUUGGAUCCCAAAGAUACUAAAAAAGACGAGGAGACCAAAGUAACUAGUUACAACCGUAAAAGUCGUAAAAAUACACAGAAGCAGAGGAAACUAGAGAGAAAGAGGGUUAUGGUCAUUGAAGGAAACACAGAAGAUGAUCUAGGGGCGCCAAAAAGACCUGCAAAUUUCUAUGAUAGGGUUAAUGUAAAAAAUAAGAGCAAUUGGACGAAGAGCUUAUGAGAUUUCUCUGAAGAUUUGAUCCUGAAUUUAAGCUUAAAUGUUUAUGAAAACUUUUGAAUCUGUAAAAUUUGGAUCACGUUAUGUCAAUUUUCAAGAUUUUUAGGUUUUUUCAGAUUUGAUUAAUGUAAAUUUUCUAAUCAACAUAGGUGAACAUCCGUGUAAGCGCUUUAAGCGCAGUUGCUCACAGUGCAACACGAUGUCUGUCGUAAUGUCUCAACCGAACGUGCUCAAAUUGGUGCUUUCGAAUCUUUCGGCAAAGGAAAUCCUAAGUGCACCUGUUAUAGUGUCCAGGUUCUGGAACGAAGUAUCGCUUACACUGUUAAAUAACCGACAUGGUUUUUCUGUCUCUGCUAUGACUAGUGAAGAAGGUCGCGACGAAGCUCAUCUACCAGCGAUAGAUUCCUUCAUAUCGCAAAGCUCGUUCGUUCCAAAGAAAACACUCAUUUUAACGUCCGAAAAAUUACUGCCGAGUGCAAAAUACAUCAGAGAGUCAUCGAAAAAGAUACAAUACAACGAAGUUUCCACGUUCUCUAUGCACAAAAUGAUGUCAUUUUAUAUAAAACGAGAGCUAAUGCAUAGUAAUUGCGAGUUGUACGCAGUUUCGGCUCAGGGAGUGUUUGCACUGUCAAAUCGAUCGGAAAUAUCAGCCGAUGAGGUAGAUGUUUUGACUUCAGCGUCUGUAAUGUUCUCUAAACAUUUCUCUGAAAACAUUAGUUUCUUUUCCAUUCCACAAACUUUAACAAAUGAAGAAUCAAUAACACGUGACCUAUUAAGAUCAUCGAUUGGAUGUCCUAAUACGAGUGAUAUCAAAUUCAUGUUUUACCUUUCUGCGCAACACGGACUUUUCCCAACGCAGCUUCUUGAGUCAAUUUUAGACUUGGAGCCGAAUAUCGCUAUCUCAGGUGCUCUGAUUGAAAAGCAUGUUUUAUACGACGCUGAUUGCUGCUCAAAAGUAACACCCGAUUGCGUGACAGGAAUGGCUAUUUUCGGUGACAAUAUCAGAGCUAGCUCAGUAGUUUUAGAUCAGGAAUGCACAGAUGAAAACGACAUCAAAGAUUCUCUUCAAAAGUUUAGUCGAUCUGUUGGAAAACUGAGCAGGAAUAGUUUAGCAGUGUUCGCUUUUUGCGUCGGGAGAGAUAUGGAGCUAGAUGUUAAAUACUUCAAAAUGUUCUUCGAGGGGCUCCAAGCUAUAGGUGUAUAUGGUCACGGGGAAUUUGGACGAGACGUUGUCCGGGGAGUGUGCAGUGAUCGGAGUCAGGAAUUUGUUCACGCAUACUCAACAGUGAUCACUAUAAUAGAUUUUGAACCGCCGGAGGAAUGACAGCUGUGUUGAAAUGACUGCUGAUAAUGUUCUUGGUGUAGCAUUCACCCGAGUAAUUAAUUGAUUGUGACAGAAUGCUA
Molecule: messenger RNA, 3337 nt
Organism: Symsagittifera roscoffensis
Lineage: Eukaryota; Metazoa; Xenacoelomorpha; Acoela; Convolutidae
Exons: 2
Coding region: 5-1936 (643 amino acids)
Cellular component (GO): nucleolus
Molecular function (GO): GTP binding
Source: RefSeq, a predicted model, not a curated record